Messenger RNA from Fusarium proliferatum ET1, 435 nucleotides. RefSeq lists its product as uncharacterized. The transcript has 2 exons. Bases 1 to 435 code for a protein of 144 amino acids. The record is from RefSeq and is a predicted model, not a curated record. Lineage: Eukaryota; Fungi; Ascomycota; Sordariomycetes; Hypocreales; Nectriaceae.
AUGCCAGAUGUAGAAAAGCCUAAAAACCCAACCCUUGCUGAACGAGUCUCCUCGCUCGGCAUCCUUGAUCGUCUCCCACCCGAAAUUCUAUACAUGCUCCUAGGCAUGCUUGACAUCCAGACCAUUGCAAGUUUCGCAAAACCGGCUUGCUCAAUCUACAUUCUGUCACCGAGCUCCAUGCUGCCUUACGACAAGAACGGUGCGCCUCUUGCGUCGAAUAUGGCGCCUUUUUCUUUCUUCCUACCUGCGAGAGAUGCUGCUGGGAGUGUCUUCGCCACAAUCCAUCAUUACGAGUGCUUCCACCAAAAGAAGCAAAAAGAUAUUUUGGUCUUUCAGAGCGGCAUAUCCGACGACUACCCACAAUUUCCGUUAUUCCUGGCAACUAUGGCAUAUCCCGCACCCCCUCUCAGAGGUCUUGCAGGCUCGUUAGUGUAA